AUGGGCGGAGCGACCGGGCCCGGCCCCAGCGCGGCUCAGGUGCCGACAGGAGCCUCGGGGCCGCCCCGCGGAAUCGCCGGCAGCGCCCCGCGCCGCGCCCGCCCCCGCAGCCUCAUUGGCCGCGCCGCUGCUCAAAUAGAGCCGGGCGGGAGCCGGCGGCCGCCAGACCACCCCAACUACAAGUACCGGCCGCGGCGGCGGAAGCAGGUGAAGCGCCUGAAGCGGGCGGAGAGCGGCUUCCCGCAGCACGGCGCGGCCGAGGCGGCGCCGCCGGCCUUGGGCCCCGACGGAGUCGGCGUCGGAGUCGGCGUCGGCGUCGGGACGUGCGCCGAGAGCCUGGCGCUGCCGUACGCGGAGCGCGGCUACGCGGCGGGGCCGGGGCGCUACCGGGACUGCCCGCCGCUGGGCGCCGCCUUCGACGGCUUCGGGCUGCCCACGCCGGACCCGUCCCCGCUGGACGCGGCGCACGGCGAGGCGCCGUUCUUCGCGCCGGGGCCGCCCGAGGAGUGCGCGCCGGGGCACUACGGCGGCUACGGCCCGGCGGCGGCGGCGGGAGACUUCUCGGCGGUGGGAGCGGGCGAGAGCCCCGCGGGGGCGGCGCUGCGGCGGCACCACCAGCACCCGCACCCCGCUGCCGGCGAGCUGGGGCCGGGCGGCCCGCUGCAGGGGCUGCUGGGCUGCCCGGCGCCGCCGCACUACUACGGGCAGCUGUGCCCGGGCCGCGGCCCGCCCGCUCCCGUGCCCAUGGCCGUGGCGCUGGGCGCGCAGCCGUCCCCGCCGCCCGAGGCCGCGACGUGCCGGGAGCCGCUGGAGCACUUGCCCCAGGAGGAGCUGCUGGGCGAGGUGGACCGCAGCGAGUUCGAGCAGUACCUGCGCUUCGCCUGCAAGGCCGAGCUGGGGCCGGCCUUCGCGGGCCACGACGUGGCCGGGCUGGCGUCGCCCGAGGCUGCGGGGCCGCUGUCCGCCGUGGUGUCGGACGCCAGCAGCGCCGUCUACUACUGCGGCUACGCCGACGGCUGAGAGCUGCGGCGGUGCC
Messenger RNA from Phasianus colchicus (ring-necked pheasant), 1036 nucleotides. NCBI's taxonomy places the organism in Eukaryota, Metazoa, Chordata, Aves, Galliformes, Phasianidae. The record is from RefSeq and is a predicted model, not a curated record.